Messenger RNA from Solanum tuberosum (potato), 1397 nucleotides. RefSeq names its product RING-H2 finger protein ATL3-like. The record is from RefSeq and is a predicted model, not a curated record. The coding region runs from base 434 to 1327 and encodes 297 amino acids. The transcript has a single exon. NCBI's taxonomy places the organism in Eukaryota, Viridiplantae, Streptophyta, Magnoliopsida, Solanales, Solanaceae. Gene Ontology annotation, biological process: protein ubiquitination. Gene Ontology annotation, molecular function: transferase activity.
UAGACGCCUUAGCAGCCAUGGUGAGUCUCUUUUUUCCCUCAUCUUUGACUCUAAUCUUCCAUUAAAAUAUCCCUUUAACUGUCAUUUCCUUCUACUCUUUUCUUCUUCUUCUUCUACACUUUUUCUCCCUUUCCUAAUUAGACCCUUUUUUUGUCUUCUUCAAACCUCAACUCUAUACAUAUAUACCACUAUCUAACAUAUUUCCAUCUUCAUCUUUUCUCUUUCUACUUUUUUUUUUCAUUUUUGGGUUUGUUCUGAAUCCUAAAACUCUUACACUUGGGUGUUCUGAUCGAUUUUCAGAGUGUGCAGAUCCAAUUACACGAAGAAGAAUAUUAAUAGCUCAGUUGUUAGAGUGUCGAGGAUUCUGAGUAUUUGGUAAAUCCAGAAUUGCAUUCAACUUUCUGGAUUAGCUAAAACAAAUAGUUUUCUAAAAAUGGCAGAUGUUUUGCAAACCCAUGGUAAACUAGAUGAUCCAAGUAUGAUUGAGUUGACUGGGAAAAUACUAGUGGUAGCAGUCAUAGUUCUCUUUCUUGUAGUGAUGUUGGUCUUCUUUCUUCACCUUUACUCAAAAUGGUUCUGGAACCAACGCCGGCAAGCGGACAAUCACCGCAAUGCCGCCACACGGCAGCGGCGGCGCCGCCGUCGUUUCGACUUUUCUCCAGGUCAUGAAGUUAAUGUUACAUCUGUUCUCAACAGGGGGCUUGACCCUGUUCUUCUGAAAACAAUUCCGGUAGUUUUAUUCAAUCACGAAGAAUUCAAAGAUGGAUUGGAAUGUGCUGUUUGUCUUUGCGAUGUUUCUGAAGGUGAAAUGGCGAGACUUUUGCCUAAAUGCAAUCAUGGGUUUCAUGUAGAUUGCAUUGAUAUGUGGUUUCAAUCUCAUUCUACAUGCCCGCUUUGUCGAAACCCAGUCAUGUUACAAGAAUCAACAAUGGAAAACUUACUUAGAACACCAGUAGAAGAAGAGGAUUCAGCUGAGGUGAUAAAUUUUCCAACUAAUGUGUUGUUUUGGGGAAAUGAGACUCAAGUGAGCACAAUGGGUUCAAAUAAUUUGGAGGAAGAUUUGCAGGGUCCUAAUUCUCCUCCUCCACCACCACCACCAGUAGCAGCACCAUCAUCGUCAUCCUCGUUAGAUUCUACGAGUGAUAGGCCGUGUGUUUCAUUGGUAAUCGAUAUUCCAAGGCAGAUUAACGAAGUAGUUGAAGAGGAAGAAGAUAAAUCUCCAAUGCCCACAAGAUUGAGGUCUUUGAAAAGGCUCUUGAGUAGGGAUAAGAGGGCUAAUCCUUCUAGUCCAAGAAUUAAUGUAGAUUUAGAACAAGGAGGCAGAUGAGGUGAAACUGUUUUUUUUUUUUGGAUGUAAAUUGCAAAUGAAUGAGAGAUCUUUGAUGUUUGCUGCAAAA